Messenger RNA from Vigna radiata var. radiata (mung bean), 477 nucleotides. RefSeq lists its product as uncharacterized. NCBI's taxonomy places the organism in Eukaryota, Viridiplantae, Streptophyta, Magnoliopsida, Fabales, Fabaceae. The record is from RefSeq and is a predicted model, not a curated record. The transcript has a single exon. Bases 1 to 477 code for a protein of 158 amino acids.
AUGAGGAUGUUGUUGGAAGACAAGCAUAAUCCCAUUACAUGGGAAGUAUUUAAAGAUAAGUUUUAUGAAGAGUACUUCCCAAAUAGCGUUUGGUUCGCUAAGGAAGUGGAAUUCCUCCAGCUGGUACAAGGAGGGAUGAUCGUGUUUGAAUAUAUCGACCGGUUCAAGCAUCUCGUUCAGUUCUAUACAAUGGGGAUCAAUGAAGAGUGGCAGUGCAGGAAAUACAAAAAUGGAUUAAAGCCAAAUCUCAAGGUGAUGAUAUCAAAAUUAUGCAUCAAGUCUUUUCCAGUCAUGGUGGAAAGAGCUAAGGUGCUAGAGAGGAAUAUGCUGGAAGCCGAGCGGCAGAAGAAGCAGCAACAGACUGUUAGAGGACCAAUUCCAACCAGGAGUGGUCUUGGUAUGAAGAGAACACCUUACUCUCGGCCUUUUUCAUCAGGAUUUGAUUCCUCCUCUCAAGCAUCGACAUUGGUUGAUUAG